AUGCCGUCGAGCGAGUCUAGCGCCCUCUCACAAAAACGCAAGGCGAGCUUCGAACCGCACGACGAUGCCACAGUGACUCAGGAUCUCUUCAGCCGGCUGAUCGAGCAAGACGCCGAGUUUGAUCGAGUAUUCGGCGUUGAAGGUGCGCUGCAGCUUCCUCCUGGUAGGAAAGGUGGAUUUGCCAGCGGGAGCAUCCCUCGCCGUGGAGCAGAUACGCGAGAGGUCCCGGGAGCGAGCCAUAGGUCGAUUGACGAGCUACGAGCCCGCGCCCACUCCCAUCUGCCAACAGACGUCAAUGAGCGAGGGCGAGAUGUUUCUUCAGCCAGUAUGACAGGCAACCACGAGCUGGAUUCGAGCUCACGGCCGCUUGCUGAACUCGUCGACGAAGCGCAGUUGUCACCGCCAAUCGAAAGGCCCCCUCAGCGACGCUUCCUCAAGGAUCUCAGCCAUCCCGCCUGGCUCAACAGCACCGGCAGAACGAGCUAG
Molecule: messenger RNA, 486 nt
Organism: Pseudozyma hubeiensis SY62
Lineage: Eukaryota; Fungi; Basidiomycota; Ustilaginomycetes; Ustilaginales; Ustilaginaceae
Exons: 1
Coding region: 1-486 (161 amino acids)
Source: RefSeq, a predicted model, not a curated record